Messenger RNA from Eriocheir sinensis (Chinese mitten crab), 1442 nucleotides. RefSeq lists its product as uncharacterized. The record is from RefSeq and is a predicted model, not a curated record. Lineage: Eukaryota; Metazoa; Arthropoda; Malacostraca; Decapoda; Varunidae. Bases 1091 to 1417 code for a protein of 108 amino acids. The transcript has 3 exons.
AGAAAACGGUGACUGGGUGGAUAGUGGUGGUCGCGCUGCGAAAUCUAUAGGAUCGUGUUCUUCAAACCUUUCUUGAAACGACUCUGAUUUAGCUUCAGCAUCACCCCCGACGACCCAUUUACAUGUUUCUUAACAAUACCCAGAGCUGAGUGUCUCCUGAGUGUCUGUGAAGAAGUGGCGACGCAGUGAGAAGUCUAUCGCAAUUACUCUUACUCGAAGAACCUUGCUGCAGAGAAAAACGGUGUACUGGUGCGUUGUGGUGCGUCUGUCUGACAUUGCAGCAGCAGGCGAAGACGGAGCAACAUAGCAGGGGAUAUUGGCUUAACUUCGUGUCUUCUUAUCGCAUCUCGAAAAACUACAGAAGGCCAACGUGUGUAUUGUGCUGUGUAUAUCUAUCUCGCACUGCUGCAGAAGGGGAAGACGAAGGUGCAAGAGAGUAUUAGCUUUCCUACUUGCCUUCUGAAGACGACGACUUGGUGCUGAUGUUGGCGCUGGUUACGGUGGUACUGCUGAGUGACGUGGACGAGGACUGUGGCAAGAAAAUAAAUAUUUUAGUCAAUUGAAAAGACCCACCUGUCAAAAAAGGAACAAAGUGUGUGUGCUGUUGAGCGAAAACUUGACUGUCACGGAGGAAGUAUAAAAAGAAAAGAAAACUAGAGGAGACAAGAAAGAAGAAAAUGUCACGGUGGAGAAAAUGUUGAGUUGAGGUUAAUUAAGUAAUUAACGAAACAAGUGCAAAAUAAUAAAAAAAAGAUAGGACAUGGAAAAUGAAAUAAGAUAAGACAAAAAAAAGAAGGGAAAACGUUUUGCCGAUAUAGAAAGAAAAAAAAUUGCCAAAUGAGGAAACGAAAAGCCUGUAAAACUAAGAAAUGAAGUCGUGAACAAACAAUCAUCUAACAGGAAGCAAGUUAGAAGAAAGAAGAGAGAGAAAAGAAGAGAGGAAAGUGAAAAACACCGAAUCAUCUACGGUGGGAAGAAAAGAACAAAGGAAAAAUUCAGUACUUCUGGUCAAGAAAUCAUCUAGAUAAAAAAGAAAGAAAUAAUAAGUGAUCUGGUGAACGAGGAGUCAUCUACUGAAAAAAAUAAUAAAAUGCGUUGGUCAAGGCGUCUCGAAAUGCAGGACACCAAUCACUUCCUAAAGGCGGCGUUGCAGGUGGGGCCGUGGCGCGUCACCCGCCGCGUACUGUUGUUCGUGGUGGUGUUCUGCCUCGUCAUCAUCGUCUUCGGCAGCCUCAUCCUAAAGACGCACGCCUUCGACGGCCGCGACGACGAUGAUUGGGACGACGACGAUGAUGACGACGACGACGAGCGGCCCUUGAGCAGCGGUGACUCCCUUAUGCUGGUCCUCAUGGGCCUGGCGGGUGAGUGGCAAGCAGCAGAUAUGCUGACCUCUUUUAUGCUAACUGUUUUUGUUUGAUUUCACAUAUGCAUGUGCGUGAUCU